Molecule: messenger RNA, 423 nt
Organism: Phaedon cochleariae (mustard beetle)
Lineage: Eukaryota; Metazoa; Arthropoda; Insecta; Coleoptera; Chrysomelidae
Source: the annotation of a GenBank genome assembly
AUGUCUAUACCCAGGUCAUUACCACAAAGUAAAGAAGCCCUUCUAAAGUCAUACAGAACUCGCUUGAAAGAUGAUGUGAAAAGUAUGCUGGAAAACUUUGAAGAAAUUGUUAAGCUGUCAAAGGGCGAGCAUGAUACUCAACUCUCAAGAAUGACACAGUGUGAGCAGGAUACUUAUGAAAUGCAUGUUCGAGCAGCGAACAUUGUACGAGCUGGAGAAUCUCUCAUGAAAUUAGUUUCUGAUAUCAAACAGUACCUGAUUUUGAAUGAUUUUCCGUCUGUGAAUGAGGCUAUAACUCAAAACUCCAAACUAUUCAGAACCAAACAGGCAGAAUGUGAUCAAAAAUUGAUGUCUUUGCGAGAUGAUAUGGCUGCAGAUCUAUAUGAUUUGGAAGAGGAAUACUACAGUAGUAUUAAUAAGUGA